Messenger RNA from Cebus imitator (Panamanian white-faced capuchin), 8336 nucleotides. RefSeq names its product zinc finger protein 445 (gene ZNF445). Gene Ontology annotation, molecular function: DNA-binding transcription factor activity, RNA polymerase II-specific; RNA polymerase II transcription regulatory region sequence-specific DNA binding. Gene Ontology annotation, biological process: regulation of transcription by RNA polymerase II. Bases 3735 to 6827 code for a protein of 1030 amino acids. The transcript has 11 exons. The record is from RefSeq and is a predicted model, not a curated record. Gene Ontology annotation, cellular component: nucleus. NCBI's taxonomy places the organism in Eukaryota, Metazoa, Chordata, Mammalia, Primates, Cebidae.
CUCAGCUCAACCUGCUUCUCCAGUUCCUACCCUUCCUCAAGUGGGAAACUCAGGAGACCAAGCAGGGGCAACUGUACUUCGGAUGGUCAGGCCCCAGGAUACUGUGGUGUUUGAGGACCUGUUUGUGGACUAUACUCAGAAGAAAUGAAAUGUCCCGCACUCAGCCAGAGAGCAAUGCACUAGAACGUGAUGCCAGAAAAUGACCACAGCAUGGCCUCCUUGGUGCUCACUAAUCCUACUAAUAAAACACAACAAGUUCAGCCAAGUACCAUCAUUAAAUGAAAAUCUUACGUAUAAGAUGGAGCCUGAUUGGGAUCCCAGGGGGGUCCGCCAACUCCAUGAAGUAACUGUCUUGCCAGAGCAGGCUGAACAACCCAUAGGGGAUGUUCCCUUAGCUGUGUGCACCCCAUGGUUCAAAGAUGUUUUGGCUGAUGGGUUUAAUGCUGUGUAUCACCUGAGAGUGGAAGCUAGACGGGCCAUAAACUGAGCUGGAUUCUCAACCUUGUUUUGAGUGGUCUCUUUUAGUUUGUCAUAGUUGAUGGCUUUAUAUGCAGCCUGCUGAAUCUCAACAAGACAAGAAAUCAUGUAGUCUCGCCUGACUAUACCAGGGGACCCUGCCUCAUAGUCCCAUGGAGGGUCUUCACAGGGGACUGCUCUGGCACCUUCCUGAAGGUCAGGCUCAAGACACUGGCAAUCUUCAGCAUUAGACUGAGCCAGGGUCCAAACCUGCUCCCAUUUUUCAGGAGUGAGAGUAGAAGUGAGGAUGACAUUUAAGUCACUCCAGGAGAGAACACUAUUCCAGUGGAUCACAGUAUCACCAUCCUCAGAUACAUUGCUGUAUUUUAUUUUCAUCCUAAUAUUUCAAUCCCCCUCCCCCAAACUACAGAGGAGUUGAGUUUGAGGCCAGAAAAGGGGUGAAAAUCCUACCUGCCAAUUUGUUUGCCCACAGCCGAUUCUCAGUUUUAACAUCUUGUCUCUUUUCUCAAGUCACAUUCCUGAUCCCCAUCCCAGCACCCCAAUUUUUUCUUCCCUAUUUCAAAAUAAGAGGAAAAAAAAUUAAGGGGGAAAUUUCCGUCUUCUAUUUGAAAGGCAGAAUCCUGAUGCACUUUAAAUUCCAAAACAAAGAAGCAAAUGAACAUAAAAUCCUUUAGUAUGUGCUUUUUACAUGUAGCAGGGAAUCAGGGUAAAGGAAUAAUUAUCUACUCCCAGGUUCUCAAAUGUUGGAAUCAUCUGGGGAUUUUAAAAUCUGGGCUUGUUAGUGUCUCACCCACAAAGAUUUGGAUUAAAUUUAUAUGAGGUAUGGACUUUUUAAAAGCUCUAAGAAGGAUUCUAAUCUGCAGCAAAGUUAAGAACCACUGAUUUGCAUGCACUGUCCUUUGCUGCUCCAAGUGUGGUACAGGAACUGCAACAUGGGUACACCUGCGAGUUUGUUAAAAAUAUUUGUUGAUCCCUCCCCAGACCUCCUGAAUUUGAAUCUACAGUUCAGCCAGAUCCCAAGUGAUUUGUAUUCAUAUGCACAUGAAAAUUGAAGAAUCUUACCUAGGGCUUUUACCAAGUAAAUGGCCCGAAUUUAAAAGAGUACAGUGUUCAGGAAGUACAGCCAGCAAGAAUAUGCCUCCUAUCAGAAAAGUGAAGAAACCUCAUGGUUAUAGGCUCGAGUGCCAUGGCACUCAGAGAAAUCAGGUGUUAGCAGAACUUUGAGAUUCAAGAAGCUGUAUAGGACUUAAAUUCAGAGCUGCAGUCCCGGUGGCUGCUUCCCAAACUUUACAAGUGCCAUUGAAGCCAAUCUGGUUGAUCUUUUUGAUCACACUAAAUGUGCUAUCAGUGCUAACCACCUAUCACAUUGGGAAACAUCCAGUAAAAGUACAUCCCAAACACACAGAACCUGCUCAAACUCUUCUAUGAGGGAAAAUUUUGUUCUCAGACAAAACUCAAAAACUCAUGCCACUAUGGGUGGUUCUGAAUGUUCUGAAUCACUCAAGAACAUUGUAUCAAGUGGAAAUUAAUGGACACAUUAGGCAUUGACAAGCAGUUUCUAUUUUCCUUUUUGCAUGUGUUGGAUAUUUUCCAGUUGCCCCUCCAUAUUCAGUCUCUGUCCUCAACCCUGCUGUGACACUCAGGAGACUGAGUUUCCUGGAUUGUCCUCUGGCUUCCAGUUGGGUUGGGCCAAUGGGAAGCUCUGGCAGGAGAUGAGAGUUGGGUUCAGGUUAUUUAUUACCCCCCGCUACCUUUGUGCUGGACUAUGGCUUGGAUGUAGCCCUCAACUGAAAGCCACAGUUUAUCUCAGGUGGCCUGCUCCUAGGGGUGAGAAUAGCUUCUAAAUGUUGCUAGCCAUGGGACGCAUCACCCCAUGUUGCAUCUCCUUAACCCUGUCCACAUUGUGUAAAUUGCCCCUUGUGAACUCUCCCCACUUACCUUGUUUGAAUGUGCCAUCUCUUUAUCACCUCAUCACCAUCUCCCUUGUGUUUCCAUCUUUGGUGAUAGGGGCAUUAAAAAGGGGUAGAUCAGAUGAGUAAAGCAAAGCCUCAGGGCACAGAUGGGCAUCAUCAAUGCCCAUCUGAAAGAUCAAUUGGCAACAUGUUGCAGCUGCCCCUGGGAAGCACAGACCAGAGGACUACCAGCAGCUUGCAGCAUGCCCUCCAGUGGCAGCAGACGGUCUUAUGACAUUGGCUCUGCAUCCUCAAGGUUCUCUGGCACUGGCAACAGAUGACAUUUGCCCUACAAUCUCUCCAUGUUGAUUCACCUCCUCUUCAAGCAGCCUCUCCACCCCCAACUUACUCCUCCCAGAUUCCACAUAUUAUUGGCAGUGGCAUCAUUGUUCACUCACCAGGCGAGCCUAGUUAGAAUUCACCCACAGGAGAAAGCAAGUGAAGGCCGUGGGAAGCUAAAAUAUGGUGCACCUCUGGGCUGGCUAUGAACAAGUAUCCCUGGGCAUGGUGGUGAUGGGGAUGAGGUCGUCCUGGAAAGGCAGGAGUCCAAGCACCUAACUUCCCGUAGGAUCUGGUUCCCGUCUUUGAAGGGGACACAGGGGAAGAACAAGCAGCUCCCUUAAGCUCUUCUCCUGGCCAGAAGCAGUCCGCUAGAUAUUGCUGGCCCUAUUUUCACCCCUAGCUUUGGAUUCCUUUCUUCCUUGGAGGGAAAGAGGCCUUCAGGGCAGCCCCGCAGACACUACAGGAGGGAUGUAAGAAAACCGGCGCGGCUGGGCAUCCCAGCGGAAGGGAAGUGUCCGGCGGAGGGAGGUGAGGGAUGUUGAACAAGCCUCGCCUCCCACCGCACCGGGGCCCGGGAGAAGCGGAGAUGUUGGCCCUCCCAGUUUCCUAGAGAGGCCGCGGAGGGCCCGGGGCGCCAACGCGCGUGCGCGACUGCAGCCGCCGGGAGGUAGGCGCGGGACUGGCAGCUGCGCUGGCGGCGGGUGGACCGAUUGUCGCUUGGCGGGAGUCGGGGACAACCUAACUCUGGUCUGCCUGAUACUGGCAUGUACCUCUGUGCAAAUGCUCUUCUCAUACAUACAAAGAUGAUCCCAACCAUCAAGAUCCAACUGCACCGUGUAUAAUGGACAUCAUUCUCUCAUCCCCUCCUGCACAGAAAUACUGAUUAUUUCAGUCACUUGCCAAAGACUUCUGAUGGCUCAGCAAAUGGCAUUGUUCACUGCAAUGCUGAGAAGAUACUUCUGAGGACCCGCAUCUAAGGUGGACUUGGCUCGUGCUCUUCUGGGUAGUCCCUGAACAGGAGUGAUGCCUCCAGGCAGGUGGCAUGCUGUGUAUCCAGCUCAGGCCCAGUCUUCAAGGGAGCGAGGGCGGCUUCAGACAGUAAAGAAGGAAGAAGAGGAUGAAAGCUAUAUUCCAGUGCAGACUGCCAGGCCACAGACACUCAACCGCCCUGGCCAGGAGCUGUUCCGCCAGCUCUUCAGACAGCUUCGCUACCAUGAGUCUUCUGGGCCCCUAGAAACUCUGAGCCGGCUCCGGGAACUCUGUCGCUGGUGGCUGAGGCCUGAUGUUCUCUCCAAGGCACAGAUCCUGGAGCUGUUGGUGCUGGAACAGUUCCUGAGCAUCCUGCCUGCGGAGCUCCGGGUCUGGGUGCAGCUCCAUAACCCUGAGAGUGGUGAGGAGGCUGUGGCCUUGCUGGAGGAGCUGCAGAGGGACCUUGAUGGGACAUCACAUAGGGACCCGGGCCCUGCCCAGAGCCCAGAUGUGCAUUGGAUGGGUACAGGAGCCCUGCGAUCUGCACAGAUAUGGUCUCUUGCUUCACCUCUCAGGAGCGGCUCUGCUCUGGGGGACCACCUGGAGCCUCCCUAUGAAAUAGAAGCACGUGACUUCCUGGCUGGGCAAUCCGAUCCUCCUGCUGCCCAGAUGCCUGCCCUUUUCCAGAGAGAGGGGUGCCCAGGAGACCAGGUAACAGCAACCAGGUCCCUGACAGCUCAGCUCCAGGAGACUAUGACUUUCAAGGAUGUGGAGGUGACCUUCUCCCAGGAUGAGUGGGGGUUGCUGGACUCAGCUCAGAGAAACCUAUACAGGGAUGUGAUGCUGGAGAAUUAUAGGAACAUGGCCUUCCUGGUGGGACCAUUCACCAAACCUGCUCUGAUCUCCUGGUUGGAAGCAAGGGAGCCGUGGGGCCUGAACGUGCAAGUAGCUCAGCCUAAGGGGAAUCCAGGUGCUGCCCCUACAGGAGGUGACCUUCAAAUUAAAACAAAGAAAUUCAUCGUAAAUCAGGAACCUUUGGAAGGAGCAGAAACCUUAGCUGUGUCAUCAGAAUGUCCCGCAGCAAGUGUUUCUGAGGGAAUUGGGCUCAGAGAAUCUUUUCAACAGAGCAGGCUGAAGGAUCAAUGUGAAAACCCCAUACAAGUGAGAGUUAAGAAAGAAGAGACUGAUUUCAGUCACAGGACAGGAAAAGACUGUGAAGUAUCAGGAGGUAAUAGUCUUGACUUAAAACAUGUUACAUAUUUGAGAGUUUCUGGAAGAAAGCAGUCCCUUAAACAUGGCUGUGGCAAACACUUUAGAAUGAGUUCACACCACUAUGACUACAAGAAAUAUGGGAAGGGGCUCAGACACAUGAUUGGGGGCUUCAGCAUACAUCAGAGAAUUCAUACUGGACUGAAAGGGAGCAAAAAGGAUUUGUGUGGAAAAGACUUCAGCCUUAGCUCUCAUCACCAGCAUGGGCAGAGUCUUCACACAGUGGGAGUGUCUUUUAAGUGCAGUGACUGUGGAAGGACUUUCAGUCAUAGCUCCCAUCUUGCAUAUCAUCAGAGACUUCACAGUCAAGAGAAAGCAUUUAAAUGUAGAGUGUGUGGGAAAGCCUUCCGGUGGAGUUCCAACUGUGCACGGCAUGAGAAAAUUCACACUGGAGUGAAACCUUAUAAAUGUGAUUUAUGUGAGAAAGCUUUCCGACGUCUGUCAGCCUAUCGUCUGCACCAGGAAACCCAUGCUAAGAAGAAAUUUCUUGAAUUGAAUCAGUAUAGGGCAGCUCUUACCUACAGCUCAGGGUUUGAUCAUCAUUUGGGAGACCAAAGCGGAGAGAAACUCUUUGACUGCAGCCAGUGCAGGAAAUCUUUCCACUGUAAAUCGUAUGUUCUUGAACAUCAAAGGAUUCACACCCAGGAGAAGCCCUAUAAAUGUAACAAAUGUAGGAAAACCUUUAGGUGGAGAUCAAACUUUACUCGUCAUAUGAGGUUGCAUGAGGAGGAAAAAUUCUACAAACAAGAUGAAUGUCGUGAAGACUUCAGGCAAGCCCCUGACCACAGUCAGCCCCACGGUGCCCCCACUGUGGAGAAAACAUUUUUGUGUCAGCAGUGUGGGAAAACUUUUACUAGAAAGAAAACUCUCAUUGACCACCAGAGAAUUCACACAGGUGAGAAACCAUACCAGUGUGGCGAAUGUGGGAAGGACUUUGCCUAUAGGUCAGCCUUUAUUGUUCAUAAGAAGAAGCAUGCCAUGAAAGGAAAACCUGAGGGUGGGCCAUCUUUUAGUCAGGACAGAGUGUUCCAGGUUCCUCAGAGCAGUCACACCAGAGAGGAGCCCUACCAAUGCAGCCAGUGUGGCAAGGCCUUCCGCAAUCACUCAUUCCUCCUCAUCCAUCAGAGAGUUCACACUGGAGAGAAGCCAUAUAAGUGCAGGGAGUGUGGGAAAGCCUUCAGGUGGAGUUCUAAUCUCUACCGACAUCAGAGGAUUCACUCUCUUCAAAAACAGUAUGAUUGCCAUGAAAGUGAAAAGACUCCAGAUGUGGAGCCAAAAAUCCUCACUGGUGAGAAACGUUUUUGGUGUCAAGAAUGUGGGAAAACCUUUACACGUAAAAGAACCCUUUUAGAUCAUAAGGGAAUACACAGUGGAGAGAAGCGCUAUAAAUGUAAUCUGUGUGGGAAAUCAUAUGAUAGAAACUAUCGCCUUGUUAACCAUCAGAGGAUCCACACUAAAGAGAGACCUUUCAAAUGUCAGUGGUGUGGGAAAGAGUUCAUUGGGAGACAGACCCUUUCCAGUCACCAGAGUAAACACACCAGAGCAGCACAGGCUGAACAUAGCCCGCCUGGGCUAUCUUCCUCUCAGGACACAAAGUUGAGAUUGCAGAAAUUAAAACCAAGUGAAGAAAUGCCUCUCGAAGACUGUGAAGAAGCUUGCGACCAGAGCUCCAGGCUUGAUGAACUCCAGGACAUAACCACUGGGAAAAAGUGCCACAAAUGUAGCAUAUGUGGGAAAACUUUUACCAAGAGUUCACAACUCAUUAGCCACAAGAGAUUUCAUACUCGAGAGAGACCCUUCAAAUGCAGCAAGUGUGGGAAGACCUUCAGAUGGUCUUCGAAUCUGGCUCGGCAUAUGAAAAACCAUAUUAGAGAUUAGCCCGGGGUCUGACAGUGACAAUGGGAGUGAGUUCUCAGUCCCCUACUAGAGAACCCUUAAUUUUAGGCAGUGUGGGGAAACCUUCACAAAGGGCCCAGCCCUUUCUAUUUCGGAAGCUAGUGACAGAAUCCCAAGGAUUUAAAGGCUCGGGGAGUCUUCAGCCUGCCUGCUGGGAUGUGACGCUGGGGAAAUGCAGCAGCAUGUUCUUUGGAGCCCUUCUGGAGACUUGGGCCCCUAGGAUUGGUGUCUGUACCAUAGCCUGCAGCUCCCCCUGUCAGGUCUCCUUCCACAACUCUGAAGAGAAAAACCAUUGCCCUUUGUGGUUGGAUAAAAUGUCUGUGGCGUCGUGGUCUGUGGCUUCUGGAAAGGGGCCAGUGGGAUCCUAGAUUUAUCUUCAAGUUUUGCCUAUGGCCAUGCUUAUUCUGUUGACUAAAAGCAGCAGCAUCAAGAACUCCUAGUCUUCCCAAAUGCCCCCUGGGGAGUUUUGGCUGGGGCUUUAGCCUUUCUAGCUAGCUUUUGGAUAUCUGCUGGGGGGUUAGAGUGGUCUCAGUGGCUGGUGGAGGACAGCAAGAUGCUGGGCUCAAGCGCUUGGCAUGUGGAGCUCUAUCAGUACCCUGUUGCCAUUCCCAUCCCACAGGCCUGCACAGGCAGCAGUGGUCCAUCUGUUUAACAGAAACGUGCUGAUCACCUCCUCUACACCAGGCACUGGUGUAUUUGUUGGACACCCAGCAGAGACCAGAACAGAUGAAAAUCCUGCCAUCUUGGAUCUUUAUAGUUGACAAACAAAUGGGAUAUUUAGUAUUCCGGAUAGUGAUGUGUGUGUGGUAGACAACGUGAAUCAGAGAAGAGUGAGAGGGUGUGCUGGAUUGGGAAGUCAGUUGUGAUUUUAAAUAGUCUGAUUAGGGAGGGCCUCAACUGAGAAGGUGAAAUUUGAGCAAAGACCUGAAGGAGGCCAGGGAGCAAGCCAGAUAGCUCUCUAGGGAGAGUUGCAGGCAGAGGAGAUUGGGUCUUGUCUGAUGUCCUCAGGAUAGCAAGGAGGCCCCUAGGAUGGAGUGCAGGGAGCCAGCUGGAAGGGGAGGAGAGGGGUCAGGGAGCGACGUGAGCCUCAUGGGUCAUUACGGGGGCUUGAGCUGCCUCAGAGGAAGGCAGAGAGCUUUUGGACAGUUUUGAGUUGAGGAGUGAUAUGAUCUGAAUCUGAAUUACAUUUUACAGGGGUUAACCAUAGAUCCAAAGACUCAGUAAAAUGGAAUGGUUGAAGGGCUUCUCAUGAAGUUAUCCUUGCUGCUAGUUCCCAUAAAUCAGACUCCUCCUCACUCCAUUUCUGAAUUUUCUGUAGAAUCCUUGGCCUCAGCAGAUGUAAACACUUAGCAUUGUGUGCACAUCUCUAGCCUCUGCACACUGCAGGUCCCCUCUCGCCCUCACAUACCCCCUCUCACCUUCACAUACCCCCUCUCGCCUUCACAUACCCCCUCUCGCCCUCACAUACCCCCUCUCGCCUUCAUAUACCCC